This is a messenger RNA of Caenorhabditis angaria, 1844 nucleotides long. NCBI's taxonomy places the organism in Eukaryota, Metazoa, Nematoda, Chromadorea, Rhabditida, Rhabditidae. The record is from the annotation of a GenBank genome assembly.
AUGCGGCGGGAUUUAUCAAUUAUCCUGCAAAUGGGCUUAGCCUUUGCAUUUAUUUUUUCGGCCUUCAACUCACAAGGUCUUAUCGAAAUCUCAGUUCUCCGAAAACUUGCCGAAAUCUCGCCAGAAACUGGAAUCACUGAAGCCAGUGGUUAUUACAGUUUAUCGAUUGUAUAUUUUGUGUUCACAAUGAGUAAUUUGAUCGUUCCAACAUUGGUGAAAAAAUUGGGAACAAAAUGGAGUCAAGUUUGUGGCGCAUUUUGUUAUCUGAUUUUCAUGCUCACUUUUUUGCGAUUAAGUGUCUCGUUGUUAUAUUUUGGAAGUGGAGUUCUUGGAUUUGGAGCUGCUUGUGAGUUUUUUUCCAAGAUUCUAAAAAAUAUCAAUAAUAAAAUAAACUGUUUUCAGUGUUGUGGACUGGUAAUGGAGGAUAUCUUGUAGAAUUUUCAAGAAAUGGAAAACUUCCAAGAAAUUCUGGAAUUCUUUGGGCAAUGUUGCAAUCAUCAUUGAUUACUGGAGCAUUCUUCUUGAUUUAUGUGUUACGAAAUGGGUAAGUGGUGGUUUUUUGAAAAACCGAAUAAAAAACAAAUGUUCAGAGAUCUCACAAGCAAUUAUAAAAUGGUUUACACUGUUUUCGCCGGAGUUUCUUGCCUUGGAAUCAUUUGCCUUGCCUUGCUUCCAAGUUAUCCACCACAGUUUGGUAAGUUUUCAAUAACUUUUCUUUAAUGUUCUCCCAACUCGACCUUUUUCAGAACAACAAUUUGAAGAGAUAGUCCGCUCCGAAUCCCAGGAAAAUCUGAUUGAUGAAGCUAGAAUUAGCGAAGAAGAUGAUGGAACAAUUGUUGAAUCUGUUAGAGCUGAACGACCAAGUGUUUUUGCACUUUUGGCGACACAAGAUAUGCUUUGUCUUUCUGUGACCUUUUUGUAUACUGGUUUUGAAAUGACUUUCUAUACAGGUAAUGUUUUGAUAUAAAUGAGUGAAAGAAGAAAAUCAAUAUCAAGAAGGAGAUAAUUACAUACAAUCGUAUUUGAUUUGUAUCCCUUGAAGAUCCGAUUUCAAAAGAUAUAUUUUUGCUCUGAAGAUCUGGAGGGUUCUUGAAAUUUCCCACAAAAACUGAAACAUUUAAUGACUUUUCUGAAUCUCUGUAUCCAACUAUUUUCAGGUGUCUACACGGCUUGUCUUUCUGCAACUCUCGCUCUCAAGUCUUAUUCGGAUCUUGUUAUUCCAUACAACGCUUUGGCUUUGGGUGUCGGACAAAUCAUUGGAGGAGUUUUGACUGGACCAGUUUUGAAACGAUUCAACUAUACAAGAUCUCAAAUUAUUUUGAUGGGAAUGAUUGGACAUGUUUUGGCAUUCUUCUUGUGUUUCUUGAUGUUACCAUUUGAUUCGACUAUUCAUCCAUCGGAUAUGAUUACUUAUGCGAGUCCAACGUGAGUUUUCUUUUUUUUUUCAUGAAACCCCAACUGAUAGAUGUUUUUUCAGUUUGUGUUUGACACUUCUUAUCGCAUUCUUACUCGGAUAUUCUGAUGCUUGUUGGCAAACUCAAAUCUACGUUGUGAUUGGAGAAAUGUACAAAAAAGACUCGGUCAACGCUUUUGCUAUUUAUAAAUUCUUCCAGGUAACUUUUAUUGAAAUAAUUUUUUUCAUAUAAAAAAUUUCGAAUUUUCAGUCAAUGGCUGCUUGCAUUUCAUUCUACUACAGUGCAACACUUUUGCUUCAUUGGCAAUUGUUGAUUUUAACAGUCGGCUGCUUUUUGUCAGCAAUUUUUUUCCUUCGAAUCGAGUUCAAAAAUGAAAUCAGGAAUAAUCCGCCUGUUGUUGUGGAUAAUGAAAAUGCCGAACAGCAAUAA